CCCUCUCUCCAAUCAAAUCUAGCGGUUUAUGUUCACUCCCCCUUGUCCAUAAAUUUCAUUUGGCUGGUGGGCUGGUGGGCUGUUCCUAAACGCGGCAAAGCGAUGGCUGUGAAGGUACUGGAUUCUCCGCUUGAUGCUCUAGCCUUCAACUAUGUGAGCUUCGGAUUCUUCACCCUAGUUAAUAAUUUAUGGACAUGGGUAGCCGUCGUCACCGCCGCCGUCAGUUUCUGGAGCAUCAGAAUCAGAGCCGCCGCUUCCGCCGGUGCUGUCUUAUCUCCUCUCAAGUCGGAACCACCAGAGCUUCACGAUCGGGAAACAGACGCUUCGUCAGCUCCGUCGACAUUGAAGGAGGACCCAGCUCCCUCGACGGUUCCCUCAGUUGUGGCCGUCGGAGGCGGAGGAGUGACGAAAGGGAAGUUCACUGUGUAUUACGAGAAUGACCGGAAAAGCGACGGCGAGGUAGCACUGGCCGGACCUUGGGCCGCCUCCGAGGGUGACGUUGACGGAGACUGUGGAGAGUGGAGCCAGUGGUGGGAGGGAGUGAUGAAGACGAGAAUGGGGGAGUUGGGGUGGUACAGUUGCCAGGAUCGGACGGUGCUGAAUGGAAGCGUGGUGAGAUUUUGGGACGGCCGUGGACGGAGACGUUCCGUCACAGGUGGACUUCUGUUGUAGUUGUGGUGUAUAAUGUCGAAGACAAUAAAUUAUUAAAUUGUGUAUAUACCAUGGUUGAUGAAGGAAUUAAAGUUGCAAUUUUGCCGUCUUU
Molecule: messenger RNA, 763 nt
Organism: Vitis riparia (riverbank grape)
Lineage: Eukaryota; Viridiplantae; Streptophyta; Magnoliopsida; Vitales; Vitaceae
Exons: 1
Coding region: 103-672 (189 amino acids)
Source: RefSeq, a predicted model, not a curated record